Molecule: messenger RNA, 1335 nt
Organism: Adineta steineri
Lineage: Eukaryota; Metazoa; Rotifera; Eurotatoria; Adinetida; Adinetidae
Source: the annotation of a GenBank genome assembly
AUGUAUUCGUUAGGUUUAGAUAUUGGUACGACAUCCUGUAAAAUUUGUGUUGUUUCAGUAUCAACAACAAAUGAUGAAAAGAAUAAUGUUGUUUUUACUGAACAACUUACUCAUAAUGCUCAUAUUGUUCAAAAAGAAUUUGUUUCCUAUGAUGAACAAUCUCCAGUAAAGAUACUUGAUACUGUGAAUACUCUUCUUGAGAAAUCAGGUAGUUUUAAAGAUGAUAUUGAAAUUAAAUCAGUUCAAAUUUGUGGUCAAAUGCAUGGUUUUAUUCUUUGGUCAUCAAAAUCACCACGUACAAUUGUUUCUUCACUUAUAACAUGGCAAGAUCAACGAUGUUCAACAGAAUUUCUUUCAUCACUUGGAUCAUCCUUAGCACAUUUACGAACAGGUUAUGGUUUAGCUACUUUAUUAUGGUUAAUCAAUCAACAAAAAGGAAAAGAAGAUGAAUUAAUAAAAUAUGAUCGUGCAGGUACAAUUGCUGAUUAUAUUGUUGCAAUUCUUUGUGAAGAUUCAAUAACUAAAUCACAAAUAUCAAAUCAAAUGGCAACUAGUUGGGGUGCUUUAGAUAAUAAAUGGCCUAUUGAACAUCGUUUAUUACCGGAAAUUGUUGAACCAGGUACUAUUAUUGGUUAUUGGAAAAAAAACAUUCCUGUAUAUGUUGCUCUUGGUGAUUUGCAAUGUUCUACAUUUAGUUGUCAACCCAAAGAAAAUGAAGGUAUUAUAAAUAUUUCAACAUCAGCACAACUUGCUUUAGUUGUUGAUCAAAAAUUAUCUACAGUACAAGAUGAUAAUCUUUCAUUAGCAUCAUCAAUGCGUGUUCCUUAUUUUCAAUCAAAAGAUUUAUUAGUUGCUGCUUCACUUAAUGGUGGUAAUAUUCUAUCUGCAUUUGUUCAUUUAAUUAAUUCAUGGCAAUUAUCUUUAAAUAAUAAUAAUAACAAUUCUUCAUUUUCUCUUGAUAUACUUUGGUCUCGAUUAAUUGAACUUGGUCUUCAAUCAACAUCAACUAUUGAGAAUUUAUCUGCUGCUUUAUUUGGUGAACGACAUGAUCCAUCUAUGUCAGCGUCAAUAACAAAUAUUCGUUCAAUUAAUAUGUCACAAUUGAAUGAUAUUGGUUCAGUAUUUCGUUCUGUAUGUCAAUGGAUAAUAAAGAAUUUAUUUGAAAUGUUAGGAGAAGAUUCCCUUAAAAUGAAAGGUAUUAUCGGUACAGGUAGUGCUUUAAUGAGAAAUGGUGUUUUACAACAAGAAUUGAAAAAAAGAGUAAAAUGUCAAGUUAUAUUUAAUGAACAUUCCGAUGCUGCUUAUGGCUCUGCUCUAUUUGCUUUGAUGCAAUAA